Mustela erminea (ermine) is the source of this 4665-nucleotide messenger RNA. RefSeq names its product coiled-coil domain containing 158 (gene CCDC158). The transcript has 24 exons. NCBI's taxonomy places the organism in Eukaryota, Metazoa, Chordata, Mammalia, Carnivora, Mustelidae. The record is from RefSeq and is a predicted model, not a curated record. Bases 1228 to 4560 code for a protein of 1110 amino acids.
UUUAUCAAGAUCGAAAGGAAAUUUUUAAAGAUUGUAAGAAACUGACGCUAGAAAGAUCCCUUUGAAGUAUUCUGUAGCACAUCUGGCAAGACCUGAUUUAAAGAUGAAAGACUAUAGGAGUAAAAUUAACUAAAUUUCAUAUACGAGCUCUCCUUCCUCAUGACUUAAGGACCGCACUCAAGUCGUCUUUGCUGGGUUCAGAGAUCCUGCAGAGAUAGACUCAACAGAGCAUGGUGACUGAGUGCAUGUGGAGUUUGCAUAGAUGAAGAAUUAAGACACCGAAAUGUCUUAAUGUGGGAGGUUGGGUUUAUGGUGUCUCUAUCUGACAACACCCUAGAAAGCAGAUUUGGCGGGAAUAUGAAGAGACAGAUGUGGGAUAAAAUGAAUUUAAGAUGACCAUAAACAUACGUGCAGAGGUGGUAAGGAACAGAUGUUCAAAUUUAUCUAGAGCCCCAAGUUUAUUUUUUUAGUAAAGUUGCAUGAAACCGCUGGCAGCAGUGGAUUGCCCCCAUCUGGCUCUGCUGUUAACUAAAAUCCCUUGUGAGAAGUCAUCAUAUCUGCGGUCUUCUAUCUGCUGGAUGUUUUCCAUAGGAAGGCAUAGAGUGUCCAAGUUGGAGAAGAUUUUAGCGAUCUUCUAGGCCACACUCUGCCCUUGCGAGGACACCCAGUGGCAGUUGUCAUCCCAGCAAAUGCUCACCUCCUCUCAGCUUGAACACCUCCCAAGGAUGUUCUCCACAUACACGUUCAAGGUGCUGUGGCUCUUAGAAAGUCCACCUCCUCCCUGUGCAAGAACCUACCUCCUUCUGUUCAUUAGUCCUACUUCUGCUCAAGGGAUGUUGUCCAGUAUUUUUCCAACAUGGCAACUGUGCUCUUAGACUCCACUGAGAUAUGCUGGAAACCUUGGUGGUUUGUCAUCUCAGCUCUACUGCUUAAACUGUAUAGACCUGUUUCUGACUCACCAGAUAGGAAUUCUGCCCAGCAACUUUUCUGACCAAGCCCAAGAACUGUUGCCUGGUCAAGGCAUCUCUGAGCACUGAAAAGCAAUCUAAAUGUUCUGCUUACCUCACUCGUAGGUUCUGUUUCCUGCUUGAUACCAGAAUUUCGGUCUCCAGCAGAGAGCAUCAGUGAACGCGUGGCUUCCCAACACUGGGCUAUAAGAAACAGAAGAAUCGAACAGGGAAGCACUCGUAUUUCCAGAUUCUUUAAGAAGAGGUAGCAGUAUUUAAUAUGGAACCAAAAGCCGGUGAAUCAAAUAAUGAAGAUCUUUUAUCAAGCAGUGGUGUCACAUCCAAUGGAGGUUCUUCAAGCCCGUUUUUUAUGUCAUCUGUUCGUGGCACAAUCAUUGAAAACACGGCUUCAGCUGCGACAUUGACACAAAUUCCUUUUUUCCCCAAAUAUGAAGUGGAACUCGAUUCUCCUAGAAAAGUCAUCCCAUACCCUGGAAAGGAACACAUCGAACGUGUUUUGGAAGAAUAUUCACAUCAAGUCAAAGAUCUGCAGAGAAGACUGAAUGAAAGCAAUGAAUUGCAUGAGAAACAGAAGUUUUACUUACGGCAGUCGGUCAUUGAUUUGCAAACAAAACUUCAAGAGAUGCAGAUGGAGAGAGACGCCAUGGCUGACAUCAGACGAAGGGAGAGUCAAUCCCAGGAGGAUUUAAGAAAUCAGCUUCAAAACACAGUUCAUGAACUCGAAGCUGCCAAGUGCCUUAAGGAGGACAUGCUGAAAGACAGCAGCGCGCAGAUAGAACAGCUGAGAAAGAUGAUGCUCGGCCACGAGGGGGUGCUUCAGGAAAUCCGCUCCGUCCUCGCCGACUUCGAAGAAGCCUCAGGCAAGAAAAUAUACGAACACGACAGCGUGUCUACGCUCCACUUCCGCAACAUGGGCUCGGCUAUUAGUAAAAUCCUAAGAGAAUUAGACACAGAGAUUUCUUAUCUUAAAGGGAGGAUAUUUCCAGUAGAGGACCAGCUUGAAGCACUGAAGUCUGAAUCACAGAAUAAAAUAGAAUUGCUUCUUCAACAGCAUCAAGAUAGGAUUGAGCAGUUAAUAAGUGAGCAUGAAAUUGAGAUAACGGGCCUUACCGAGAAAGCCAGCAGUGCUCGAAGCCAGGCCAGUAGCAUCCAGAGUCAGCUGGAAAUCAUUCAAGAACAAGCAAGAAACCAGAAUUCAAUGUAUAUGCGUCAGCUCAGCGAUCUGGAAUCUACUGUUUCUCAGCUACGUUCUGAGUUAAGGGAAGCCAAAAGGAUGUACGAAGACAAGAUAGAAGAGCUUGAAAAGCAGUUAGUCCUUGCCAACUCAGAACUAACCGAGGCACGGACGGAACGUGACCAGUUCAGUCAGGAAUCUGGAAAUUUGGAUGAUCAGCUUCAAAAGCUGUUGGCUGACCUGCAUAAGAGAGAGAAGGAGCUGAGUCUGGAGAAGGAGCAGAACAAGCGUCUGUGGGACCGGGACACGGGCAACAGCAUCACCAUCGACCACCUGCGGCGGGAGCUGGACGACAGGAACAUGGAGGUGCAGCGCCUGGAAGCCCUCCUCAAGGCCAUGAAGAGCGAGUGUCAGGGCCAGAUGGAGCGGCAGAUGGCAGCGAUUCAGGGCAAGAAUGAAAGUCUAGAGAAAGUGUCCUCCUUGACUGCUCAGCUUGAAUCCACCAAAGAGAUGCUCCGCAAAGUGGUAGAAGAGUUGACGGCCAAGAAGAUGACUCUGGAGAGCUCCGAGAGGACCGUAUCGGACCUGACCGCUUCCCUGCAGGAGAAGGAGAGAGCCAUCGAGGCCACCAAUUCAGAGAUCACGAAGCUGCGGUCCCGGGUGGACCUGAAAUUGCAGGAGCUGCAGCACCUGAAAACCGAGGGCGACCACCUCAGGAACGUGCAGACCGAGUGUGAGGCCCUCCGGCUACAGAUGGCAGAGAAGGACAAGGUGAUAGAGAUUUUGCGCCAGCAGAUUGAGAACAUGACCCAGCUGGUUGGCCAGCACGGGCGGACGGCGGGCGCCAUGCAAGUGGAAAAGGCUCAGCUGGAGAAGGAGAUCAGUGACAGGAGGCUGGAGCUCCAGGAGUUCAAGAUUUUAAAAGAUAAAAAAGAUGCAAAGAUACGGGAGCUGGAGGCCCGCGUGAGUGACCUGGAGCUGGAAAAGGUAAAGCUGGUGAACGCGGGCUCCGAGCGGCUCCGAGCGGUGAAGGACAUCAAACAGGAGAGAGAUCAGUUAUUAAACGAGGUGAAAACCGGUAGGAGCGAGUUGAACAGCCUCACAGAGGACUACGAUGUCUUAAAAAGGAAUUUCCGAAACAAAACUGAGGAAAUGGAAGCUACUACAAACAAACUGAAAAUGCAGCUGAAGUCCGCACAGUCUGAACUUGAACAAACGAGAAAUACGUUGAAGUCGAUGGAAGGAUCCGAUGGUCAUGCUAUGAAAGUGGCAAUGGGGAUGCAGAAGCAAAUCACAGCAAAAAGAGGUCAAAUAGACGCCCUGCAGAGCAAGAUACAGUUUUUGGAAGAGGCAAUGACUAACGCAAAUAAGGAAAAGCAUUUUCUAAAAGAAGAGAAGAAUAAAUUAAGCCAGGAACUGAGUACUGUUGCAACAGAAAAAAACAAGAUGGCGGGAGAACUGGAGGUCCUGAGAUCCCAGGAACGACGUUUGAAAGAAAAGGUCGCGAAUAUGGAAGUUGCCCUUGAUAAGGCAUCUUUGCAGUUUGCAGAAUGUCAAGAUAUCAUACAGCGUCAGGAGCAAGAGUCUGUGCGCCUAAAACUUCAACACACUUUGGAUGUAAAAGAACUUCAGGGCCCCGGGUUCACCUCGAACACUUCGGUGAAGUCGCGCCUCCUGCAGCCGCCCACGGCCACCCGCUCCCAUUCCAACGUGCCGUCGUCCCAGUCCACGGCCAGCUUCCUGUCUCACCACUCUAUGAAACCCACCGCAUUGAAGGAAGAUCCAACAAGGGACCUGAAACAGCUUCUCCAAGAGCUGAGAAGUGUGAUCAACGAGGAGCCAGCUGUGCCGCUGGGCAAGCCCGAGGAGGAGGGGAGAACACCAUCCCUGGGAGUCUCCUACGUGGCUGUAAGCAACAACUCAUUAAGGGACUCCACUGAAGGCAGCAAAUCCAGUGAUACCCUCAGCAGAGAGCCUGUCACAUUGCACACGGGAGACUUGGAGGACCCAUCCAGCUGCUUCACGUUCCCGUCCACAGCAAGUCCGUCUGUGAAAAAUUCAGCUUCUCGAUCAUUCCAUUCGUCUCCUAAGAAGUCCCCGGUUCACUCACUGCUGACUAGUUCGGUUGAAGACUCAGUGGGUUCCACACCCCAGUACAGAUCCACGAAACCUGUGCAUUCGUCUGACUCUGUUAAAGUCUCAGCCAAUAGAAACAACAGGAAAAACGUGCAGGAAGCUUCAGAACAGACUGGAAAGCUUGCAGACUCUUGUAGAAGAUUUACAGAUGAAGAACCAAGCAAUGUCUUCAAUGAUCCGAAAUCAAGAAAAGAGGAUACAGAAAGUGAAAGACCAGGAAAAAAUGUUACUAAAAUGAUACAUUGUUUGCCUCUUCUUUACAGAGGAAUGAGGCCCAAUUAAUUGUGGUGUUGCUUAUAAUUAGUGCCCUGUGUACUUUUUUCUUUUUAUGUGAAAAUUUAAUAAAAGAUACCCUGUCCUGUAAACUCUAUUUUGAAAUAAACUAUU